AAUAUUCAAGAAUGCUGUAAUAUAAAUGGGUCCUGCUACAGACAAGGUAGACCUUAGCACAACACAAUCUGAUCUUAUGGUGUUACAAGAAAAAGGAUUUAUAUUAGAGAAAAUGAUCGGAGAAGGUUCUUACGCUAAGGUUUACAAAUCAACACAUAUGGUCGAUGAGACACGGCACGCUGUAAUGGCCUGUAAAGUGAUAGACACGGCGCAAGCUCCGCGCGACUACCUCACUAAGUUCUUACCACGCGAAUUAGAUGUCUUAAUACGAAUAAACCAUCCUCACAUUGUUCACGUGUCAAAUAUUUUCCAACGGCGAGCUAAAUACUUCAUUUUUCUACGUUUCGCAGAAAACGGCGAUUUACUAGAUUUUUUGACACAAAACGGCGCUGUGCCAGAGAACCAAAGCAGACUAUGGAUGAGGCAGAUUUUAUCAGGAAUUCACUACAUACACACGAUGAACAUAGCACAUAGAGAUUUAAAAUGUGAAAAUAUAUUGAUCACAUCAAAUUAUAAUGUGAAGAUUACUGAUUUCGGUUUCGCUCGCGCUGUGCGUUCUCGCGGCCACGACAUAUUGAGCGAGACGUACUGUGGUUCCCUGUCCUACGCAGCUCCCGAAGUGUUGAAAGGAGUGCCGUAUCUGCCCAAGCACGCCGAUAUGUGGUCCAUUGGCAUCAUCCUGUACACGAUGCUUAACAAAGCUUUGCCUUUCAAUGAGACGUCAGUUAAGAAACUCUAUGAGAAGCAGGUGAUGCGUAAAUGGCGAUUUCGUACAAGCGUAGUUAAUCAACUGUCGACUGAGUGCAAACAUCAAGUAACUGCUUUGAUGGAGCCUGACCCUAAGUCCCGGCCCAAUGCUGGGAGCAUCUUCAAUGGACCGUGGAUGGGGAUGGAUCCGAGGCUCACAAAGUUAACAUUUCUAGAAGAUUCGUUACUGAAGCAGGCACACGAAGAGGCACAAAAGAGAGAUAAGGAGGCAGAGGAAGAAAGUGAGGUGGAGAGAAUUGCUGAGCUGCGGCGCAAAGGACGUGGUAAAGAGGGCCUGAAGAUAUUAAAGAAUGUCGAACAACUAUAUGUCAAAUCACAACAGUUAUUUGAUGCACAAUAAUUUUCAAAUAUUAAAAAAAAUGAAAAUCAGUAAUUGUGUUCAUUCAGUAUUUAUUAAACUUUUAAAAUUCUUUAUUUUUAUAUUUUUUUAAGAUAUUGUAAAAAUGUUUUAAUACGUAAUUGUACAAAGACUUUGUUGUUUUAAUGAUAUACAUUAGUGAAAUUAUUCACUCACUAGUUUUUAACUCGUAUUUAUAAAGCCUAUGGAAGACGAGGGACUAUCGUAAAGGGCUUACAACAUUUAUAACAUUUGGCACAACGUGGUAGGAACAGGAUUGUGGACUAUACUAUUGCCUGAGAAAAUUUGUAAACUGUUUUAAAUUUCAUCUUGAACAUUGUGCGUAAUUAGAAACAUAAAUAAGGGAUUACUUUACUCAAAUCGAUAUAAACAAAUGCUUUAUUUGUAAUAUGCGUAACAAGAGGCUGUCUGUAACCAGAUAACUGCUUAUAAUAAUAUAUUUAUAUUAUUAUUUAUAAUACAUUUCUUAAACAAACAUGAAGACUUAUAAGAAACAACUAUUUAAGCCGCCUCAAUUCUAUCUAAGUAAAUAUAUUAUAAACCGGUAUAAUCUCUUACAUAGUACAUUACUUCCAAGGAAAUGGAAAAGAGACCAGAUUAAUAUUGUCGCCUUUCAGUCGAUUCCUAAUAAGCUACUUAAUUACUUGUAAAAAGCUCUAAGUACUGCAAAACUUUUAACAACUGUAUAAUACUUAUUAUAAUGAAAAGUCAGCUGAAUAUGUUCACUUCUAAAAAGGAUUUCAUUAUGAAACAAACUCAUGGAAUGUCUAUUGCUCGCUUGAUAAUGUGAAGUCCUUUAUUUUCGAUCAAUAUUAUCUCAAUCAGCACAUAAGUCUUCAACAAUAAUGAUUUAGCUAUAAAAUUAUAGUUAAAAUAAAUAUUUUUAUUGAUACAUGAAUUACAUUAACAUUUAUGUAUGUUGUCUUGAUCUUGAUGCUUCAAUUAUUAUUUCCUUCAAUAACAAGAAAAUAGAUACUGAUAAAUAAAUAUUGAUGACCUGAAUAAAACUUACAGCAAGAAGUUGAUUUUUCAUGAUUUUUGGCAGUUGUAUUCAAUACACAUUAAUCCAUUUAAAAAACUACAUUAGGUAUCUUUAUAUUUGAAUGUAUACCUUGGACAUAAUUUUAACUUUGAGGACUAAAUCUUAAAUAUCCAUUUUUAGGGCCGAAUCGCCAAAAUAUAUAAUUUAGCACCAACACACUCUCGAAAUAAGAUAAAGACCUCAAUUAAAACUUUAACUACCGUUAAAACAUUUACCACAACGAAUAUUCUCUUAUUACAUACUUAUACA
Molecule: messenger RNA, 2417 nt
Organism: Helicoverpa zea (corn earworm)
Lineage: Eukaryota; Metazoa; Arthropoda; Insecta; Lepidoptera; Noctuidae
Product: testis-specific serine/threonine-protein kinase 6-like
Exons: 5
Coding region: 26-1108 (360 amino acids)
Biological process (GO): microtubule cytoskeleton organization; protein phosphorylation; intracellular signal transduction
Cellular component (GO): cytoplasm
Molecular function (GO): ATP binding; tau-protein kinase activity; protein serine/threonine kinase activity
Source: RefSeq, a predicted model, not a curated record